Messenger RNA from Juglans regia (Persian walnut), 1306 nucleotides. RefSeq names its product ras-related protein Rab7. The record is from RefSeq and is a predicted model, not a curated record. Gene Ontology annotation, cellular component: vacuolar membrane. The coding region runs from base 325 to 945 and encodes 206 amino acids. Gene Ontology annotation, molecular function: GTPase activity; GTP binding. The transcript is spliced from 7 exons. Lineage: Eukaryota; Viridiplantae; Streptophyta; Magnoliopsida; Fagales; Juglandaceae.
GUAGAAAUGAGCUGGCACGAGGCACUGGUCUUGCAUUGUGCUGCACAUGGUGCUUUGUGUAAUCUUCUGUUCUAAAAUGAAACUAACGAAGCUAACAAUAAAUUAAUUAAUUAAUAAAUAAAAUAGGAAUUACUAUAUUAGCUUUCCUCACCAAACUAGAAAUCUCCGACCAGCCGAGAAUUAGGCGUUUGGAUACUGAGAAUAUUAGCUUUCCUCACCACACUAGAAAGCUCCGACCAGCCGAGAAACCGACCUCCAGUCUUCUUUGUAAAAGCCCCCUAAACUCUCUCUUGCUCUGAUCGAAUCCGAUCCCAUAAACGCACGAUGCCUUCCCGUAGAAGAACCCUCUUGAAGGUCAUCAUCCUCGGCGACAGCGGGGUAGGAAAGACCUCCUUGAUGAAUCAAUAUGUAAAUAGGAAGUUUAGCAAUCAAUACAAGGCAACAAUUGGAGCCGAUUUUUUGACAAAAGAAGUGCACUUUGAAGAUAGGCUUUUCACCUUACAGAUCUGGGAUACAGCUGGGCAGGAAAGAUUCCAAAGCCUUGGCGUUGCUUUCUAUCGGGGUGCUGAUUGCUGUGUUCUUGUGUAUGAUGUUAAUUCAAUGAAGUCGUUUGACAACCUUAACAACUGGAGGGAAGAAUUCCUUAUUCAGGCAAGUCCUUCAGAUCCAGAAAAUUUCCCAUUUGUUGUUCUAGGAAACAAGGUUGAUGUAGAUGGUGGAAAUAGUAGAGUGGUUUCAGAGAAAAAGGCUCGAGCCUGGUGUGCAUCAAAAGGAAAUAUUCCAUACUUUGAGACAUCUGCCAAGGAGGGUAUUAAUGUGGAAGAAGCCUUCCAGUGCAUAGCUAAGAAUGCCCUGAAGAGUGGUGAAGAGGAAGAGAUAUACUUGCCAGACACCAUCGAUGUUGCAAGCAGCAGUCAGCAGCGGUCAACUGGUUGUGAAUGCUAAAUAUAUAUGGCCCAAUUUUUUUCCAGUAAAAAUAAAUUAUCUUUAGAAGUUCUGGAAACAAUUUGGUCCCGUUAAGCCAUCCUUAUUGGUAUGUAUGAGGCUAUAUAUGCUGUGCAAUAGUUUGUGUGAAACAAAUUGGUCCACUAAUGUUAGUUGGAUGUGGUUGUUUGUUGCCUUUGUGCAAGUACUGCUUUAUUUCAUCAAGUUACACUAUUUAUGGAGGUUAUUACCAUGCGUCAGCUAGUCUAUGGCUUCCCACAGAAUGUUCAAACAUUGUAUUGAUGUCUGCAUUUUAUCUAAUAAAAAGCAAUCAUCUGAAUGCACCCCAAAAGAGAAAAAAGGGUGUCUUGGAUCUUUUAAA